AUUAUUGAUGUUUUAAACGUAUAUUUGCGUCUCGCGAUUGUUUAGCUAAGUUUUCAAAAUGCCUUGCAAGUGCUGCAUUCCUAAUUGUGCCGGUAAUUACGGGAAGGGUCCGAAGGUACACGUAUUUUCGUUUUCAUUAAAUGAAAACUGUCGUAAAAGAUGACUCAAUGCAAUCCCUCGUAGUGAUUUAGUGGUCACAAAAAACAGCAGAGUACGCGAUUUGCACUAUGCUGAGGACAGCAUCAUUUGGGAAUCCACCUUCCAUGACGAAAAGACAGGUAGGACCAUUACUGUACCCCCUUAAGACAUAUCAAGCAGAAGAAGCCGAGAUGAGAAAUUGAGGGACAAGGAACAAGAACAACUACUUAAGGCACAGCAAAGUAGCAUUGAUGGUAAUUCCUCCUAUCCAAAAUCAACAAGUUUUCAAAAUUAUUCAGACUUUCUCACAGUUUUCAGUUCAUGGCAAUGUCCAUAUGGGUGGCAUAAAAUUGUUCAGGAUAAAGUUACUUUGUUUAAGUUAGAAUAUAAACCAGCACCAACAUAACUCACUCUGUAAUUGUUGAUAAAGA
Molecule: messenger RNA, 569 nt
Organism: Acanthoscelides obtectus
Lineage: Eukaryota; Metazoa; Arthropoda; Insecta; Coleoptera; Chrysomelidae
Source: the annotation of a GenBank genome assembly